AGAAAAUCAAAGAUUUCGGCUUCUCGCAAGCUCAUGCUUAAGAGCUUGCUGCUGGCAAAAGCCAAAGAAGAAUUAGAGCAAGAAAUGAUGGAAAGAGGUGAAGAAAAAGAAAGAUUUCUCGGAGAGCGGGUCCCACCCAUAAGAAUAUCAGGCCUGUCUUCCAGCCAACUACAGGAACUGUGCCGUGAACUUCAUGACAAAGUGCAUGUAGUGGAUGAAGAGCGAUAUGAUAUUGAAGCCAAAGUGCAACAUAACAAGAGAGAGAUUCAGGACCUGACUCUGAAAGUUCUCGAUCUCAGAGGGAAGUUUAAGCGGCCUGCCCUUCGCCGGGUCCGUGUCUCUGCUGAUGCUAUGUUGAGGGCCUUGCUGGGGUCCAAGCACAAGGUAUCCAUGGACCUCAGAGCCAACCUGAAGUCGGUCAAAAAGGAAGAUUCAGAAAAGGAACGUCCAGUUGGAGUCAGUGAUUGGCGUAAGAAUGUGGAAGCAAUGUCUGGAAUGGAAGGCAGAAAGAAAAUGUUUGAUGCUGCUAAAACUCCAUCUGGACAAUGAUUGAACUUCACAAGGUUCAAGUCCAUUGUGCUUCCAUUCCCGUUAUCUCCAGCUUUACAUGCUUGUUUUUCCCUGAUUUUGAAGACAUCCAGAAUUCCUUGAAGAAAACACCAGUCACAAAGGAGGAAAGACAAUGAAGAAUUCUAUAUUAAGGCAAUUAAUAUAAAAUGAGUUAAUUAAUAAACCACUGUGGUUUUCUGCAUCAACUGUAGACUCAAAUGAAAUAAAAGUAAAUUCAUUGCC
This is a messenger RNA of Mobula hypostoma (lesser devil ray), 792 nucleotides long. Its product is annotated as troponin I, slow skeletal muscle-like. The transcript is spliced from 6 exons. The record is from RefSeq and is a predicted model, not a curated record. The coding region runs from base 34 to 549 and encodes 171 amino acids. Lineage: Eukaryota; Metazoa; Chordata; Chondrichthyes; Myliobatiformes; Myliobatidae. Gene Ontology annotation, biological process: cardiac muscle contraction; skeletal muscle contraction. Gene Ontology annotation, cellular component: troponin complex.